Drosophila suzukii is the source of this 1738-nucleotide messenger RNA. RefSeq lists its product as uncharacterized. NCBI's taxonomy places the organism in Eukaryota, Metazoa, Arthropoda, Insecta, Diptera, Drosophilidae. The record is from RefSeq and is a predicted model, not a curated record.
AUAUGACACAAAUUAUAGCUUCGGUGUUUAUUGACAUAUCAUAAUAAAUUAUUCGGAAUAUAAUUUUUGUACUUUUAAGAAUUUUUAAACUAAACUUAAUAAUUAUAACUGCAAAGGUAUACAAACUUCGGCUAUCCGAAGUUGACUUCCUUUCUUGUCUUAAUUUUUUUUCAAAAUUCUGAAAUAUCAAAAGAUUGAUAUUCCCAAGAGUAGAAGUUAAUAUGUUAUUGUUUUAGAAAAUGUAUUUAUUUAGUCGAAUGUACAAGCAUUAUUCGUCACAAAAGUCGAUAUCAGAACUUUUGUAUGUUGAAGGUGCGACUUAAGGUUAAAGGUUGAAGGCUGCUACCUAAACUAAAUUUAAAACAUUCCACAUUACAAUAGAGGUAGAUGUUUUGGAACGUAUUUUUUUGGUUUCUCCAAGGACCUAUUCCACAAUGUCAAUAUUUAAUUGAACUCUUAUAUUUUAGUUUCAAAAUUUUAUAAUUUCUGCAAGAUUUUCCUAUAAAUGAUAUUUUUGGAUUUUCCCACUGGUGCUAGUAAACAAUUAUAUUAAUUUGAAAUAAUGUAGCGUAUUUGUUUAAACAUAUAUAUGUAUUUUUUUAAACACAGGAAUGCAAUUUCAAUUUGAGAAUAACAAAAUGAGUUUGUAAUUUGAAGUCAGUUUUGUCCUUUCAAAGGAUAUUUAUUAAAGCCAUUUAAGAUUUGCAAAUGAAAUAUUUUUAACAAAAGGAUAUAGUGGGCAUUAUAAAGAAAAGCUGUAAAAGCAAUUUAUAUUACUCACACAAAUUCAUACAUAUAUGCACACACACGCACGCAUAUCUUAAGAUAUUUAUUAUUAUUAAUUAUUAUUUAUUACGUAGAUCGUUUAAUACAUUUUGGUCACAAAAGUUGAUAUCAGGACUUUUGUUUGGUGUAGGUGCGAUCGUCACUAUAUUUUAACCUCGUUAUGAGGUGUUUUUGUUUGAUAUGUUUUAUAGCUGCAAUAGCAACGAUCGGCAAGAGUGUACAAACUUCGGCUUCCCGAAGUUAGCUGCCCUUCAUAUUUAAGAUCAUUUUGUAACAUAUUUCUUCCCUCUUUUUGAGAAAAUUGAAUUUCAUUCUCCACGAAAUGCAAAAUGUGCCUACGCCAUCUAAAGAGAGUAGGUCUGCGGGGCUGGAUGGACGAAUCCAACGCCUGGAGGAAGAAGUACGUGCGAUGGGGAGUGAGGUCCGAAAAAUGCGGACUGAUCUGGCGGAGUUGAAAGCCGUGAACUCUGCCAUUCUCGACUCCACGGCGCAAAUGUUGGCUCUCUGGAGGAAAAUGGCACCAGUCGAGCCAACUCUAAAGGCCGACUUCCCCAUCCGGUCGCUGGACCAUUUAAAGGAGGUGGACGAUAAAAUAUACGGAAAAAUGGAAAAAUAUGUACCGCUCUUUAAAUCCAUUUUGGGGAAUAAUUUGAUAAAAAACUUGGACCAAAUAAUAAGCUCUGAAGUAAUCAUUCAAUUGAAUUACAGUGGGUCUAGACAUAAAUAUGGACUUGCAAAUUUCCAUAAUUUGAAUUCAGUCCUGCAAGAGUCACAAAAAAGGGAAGGUUAUGCCUUAUUGGACUACGUGAAAGACAUCCGGUUGGCAUUCGUGAGGCAAAAGAACAAAAUUUAUAAAGGAAAAAGCGCCCUAAAGAAGGCCAAACCGGAACCAGGAGCCGAACCAGAGAGCGAUUCUGAUUGAAAAUAAGUAAAUAAAAAUUUAAAAUUUAAA